AUGACUAUGGCGCUAAACCCAUUGCGGUCGGGUAUCCUAGGUGGGUCCCGAACUCGAGAUCUUCGAUUGCGACCAGAAGCGACGCGACGACAGAAGAGCCAAAGAAUCAACACCUACAUCUCAAAAGGGCACUAUCUCCGAAUCCCAUGGCCAGCAGCUGAGAUCCGCCAUGACGAUCGCAUCAUCCGUAUCGACAUGUCUCACUCCUCCCCGGAACCGUUCGUCGCAUCGCCGUCGUCUCCCAAUAAUUCCUUGAAGCAACAUUCCCGUUACACCUACCGUCAGCUACAGCUUCUCCGCCAGGGCUCGACCGCCUCUCCCCUUAGAGUUAUUGCGCACAUCGAUCUCGAUGCCUUCUAUGCACAAUGUGAGAUGGUGCGGCUCCAGACGCCGCGGGAGACACCCCUCGCCGUGCGGCAGUGGGAUUCCCUGAUCGCAAUCAAUUACCCGGCUCGGUCCUUUGGGAUCACGAGAAUGAUCUCUGCCAAAGAGGCGACAAAACUCUGUCCCGAUAUUGUUUUGCAACAUGUUGCAACUUUCCGAGAGGGUGAAGGCGGGAAAUGGGCUUAUAGGGAUGAUGCUUUCCGCAAAAUAAGCACGGAUAAAGUGUGUCUGGAUCCGUAUCGGGCAGAAUCUAGGAAGAUUCUAAAGGUGAUGAAGGACGAGUUGACCAGGUGGUACGAGGGAUUGGUUGAUGCUGAAACUGGGUUAGGACCCCAGGCUCAGAUCCAGCAAGCCGCACUCGAAAAAGCCAGUGUCGAUGAAGUCUUCGUUGACUUGUCACCAUUGGUUUAUGGUCUCUUGCUUCAGAGGUAUCCCGAACUGCGGACUGAAAUUCAGAGCGAUGACCGUGUCACGCGCUUGCCUCGGCCCCCGACAACCGCCUUGGAAUGGGAUCCUAAGGACGGUUUAAUAGAUUUGGAUCCGAAUGAGACAGAGUUCGACGAUCCAGAAUGGGACGAUAUUGCAAUGCUCCUAGGUGCUGAGUUGGUCCGAUCGCUACGGAAUGCUGUUUGGGAAAAGCUCAACUACACCUGCUCCGCAGGCGUUGCCAGAAACAAGAUGAUGGCGAAGCUAGGAAGUUCCACCCAUAAACCCAACAAGCAAACCAUUGUACGCAACCGUGCCGUCCAGAACUUUCUUGGCGGGUUCAAGUUUACCAAGAUUCGAAUGCUUGGUGGUAAGCUCGGGGACCAAGUUUCCGCUCAGUUUGGCACCGAGCAAGUAAGUGACUUGCUAGCCGUCCCCCUCGAGCAAUUUCGAGCCAAGCUGGAUGAUGAUACUGCUGCGUGGCUGUACAAUAUUAUUCGCGGGGAUGAUCGAAGCGAAGUCAAUCCACGAACGCAGAUCAAAUCCAUGUUAUCCGCGAAAUCAUUCAGGCCGAGUAUCAAUUCCGUCGAUCAGGCCGACAGGUGGUUGAGAAUUUUCGCGGCCGAUAUAUAUGGACGUCUCGUUGAAGACGGUGUGCUUGAGAAUAGACGCCGUCCGAAGACCAUUUCUUUGCACCACAGGCAAGGGCCACAGGUUUAUUCCCGCCAAAGUCCCAUCCCCGGCUCGUCUCCGAUGGACGAAGACCUUCUUUUCGAGCUUGCGAAGACACUGCUGCGACAGGUUGUUGUUGAUGGGCGGGCCUGGCCCUGUGCAAACCUGUCUUUGGGCGUUGGUAGCUUCGAAGACGGUGUUGCAAAGAACCAAGCGAUAGAGUCAUUUCUACUCCGCGGAGAACAGGCCAAGCGUGUCGGUCAUAGCAAAAGAGAAGCCGGUGCACCAGAUCUGCGCGAGUUUCAGCUAACGACUGAAAAGCGACGCAAAUUAGAUGACAACAACGGAAUACGGCGCUUCUUCGGUCAGCCUUCAGGGGCCGCCACGAAACCUCAUGCAGACGAGCAUGAAGAAACAGUAAUAGGACCGACCGGUGAAUCCCCAGGUACAUCUUCGUCUAUGCCACGGUCGCCACAGGUGGUACCUGGACUCUACACUUGUGACAAAUGCAACAAGCCUAUUCCCGAGGUUGAGAAGGAUGAACAUGAUGACUGGCACUUUGCUAAAGACCUGGAGAAUCAAGAAAGACAAGCAGCGAGGGACUCCAGUCAAGCACCUCACCCAUCGAGCAAUGCAGGACCGGCCAAUGCUCGGGGAAAGAAUAGCCGUAACACUCGCGAUAAACCGGAGAAGGGGCAAAUGCGACUUAGGUUUGGAUAG
Aspergillus melleus is the source of this 2202-nucleotide messenger RNA. It is a transcript of the gene RAD30, whose product is annotated as DNA-directed DNA polymerase eta. The record is from RefSeq and is a predicted model, not a curated record. Gene Ontology annotation, molecular function: DNA-directed DNA polymerase activity; damaged DNA binding. NCBI's taxonomy places the organism in Eukaryota, Fungi, Ascomycota, Eurotiomycetes, Eurotiales, Aspergillaceae. Gene Ontology annotation, cellular component: replication fork; site of double-strand break; nucleus. The transcript has a single exon. Gene Ontology annotation, biological process: error-prone translesion synthesis; response to radiation. Bases 1 to 2202 code for a protein of 733 amino acids.